This is a messenger RNA of Aspergillus versicolor CBS 583.65, 1353 nucleotides long. RefSeq lists its product as uncharacterized. NCBI's taxonomy places the organism in Eukaryota, Fungi, Ascomycota, Eurotiomycetes, Eurotiales, Aspergillaceae. The transcript has a single exon. Bases 1 to 1353 code for a protein of 450 amino acids. The record is from RefSeq and is a predicted model, not a curated record.
AUGACAAACCAAGAAGGCGCUACCAACGGCGACGCACCCACAUCCAGUACGGCUGAACCUCCGAAAAAUAGAGCUGCCAGCUUGAUGUCGGAACUGCACGUAGCUAUUAUGAAUUUCGAUCGAGGGAGGAUUCUAAGCCUUCUGAUACAUGAGAAAUAUCCCAUUGAUCGGACGAUCUUCAAGGAUGCAGCAGUGGUGUACUAUAACAGGGCUGUAUUCAAUGCUCUCGCGUUCCACCUUUCCAAGCAACGACGGGACCUUUUGGAGCUCGCUCGAAUACGCCUACCGGGAGAAGCGCUAUCGCGAUUAGGAAUAAUACCUCGGCAACGUAUUUUAAAUUCUCAUGCAGCUUCGGUGGCAGCAGCUCUAGUCGCAGCCAAGGCAUUCGAUCACGAGACAGCCAGGCUAUUUGUUCCCGAUGUUAUUUACCCAAGCAGCGGCACAUCCCUCUACUUUUUGGUCGGCUGCAACAAGGAUGCGGCGGAUAUACUGUACAAUAGUGGCUUCAUGAACGUCGACGAAGUGGACCCUCUAGAGUACUCGCCCCUUGCUGUAUUAACCGUACCGAAAUUGACCGGCUACGUUGGUCAGUAUAAGGUCGACACUGCCGAGCGUGCUUUCGUCAACUAUCUCGACAUGUGUACGUGGUUCCAAAAUAAGCGGGCCUCGUUGCAUCGCGUGUUCGGAUUGGCGCGAGGAACACCCCUGCACAAUGUUGCUGGCGAGGUUGGAAAAGCCUUAGUGGCUUUACUUGAGGAGCAAGCCGAAAUGAACCCGGGGGAAACCGAUGAAUCGCAUGGGCAUCGACUUAGCAGGAACUUCACAGUAAUUUUCUGGUCGACUAUAUCAAACUCACCCAUCAUCGGAGCAAUAAUGAGCGAUACAAGGCACCGAGACCGGUUUUCUUGCCCAUGUUCUGCUAAUGGCUCCCUUCCACUGAACGUCCUAUUAAAUGAGAUGAUUAUCAACUACUUCCUCAUCAAUAACAUCAAGACCCCAGCGAUUAUAGGCGCGUUGGUUGGAGCUUUUCUCCUCUCCCAGCAGCCGACAAAGUGUCCACCCGGUCUACUCGAUCAUGUCCCCUCAAUAGUGUUCCGUGCCUGCUCGUUCGCAAGCCUCGGCCUUGCGCAUUCAUGCCGAUCUGCAAGCACUAAUCGGCUGGCAGUGAUGUCCGCCGAGAGACGGAUGAAGCACGAAAAAUUAGACAAUCUCGUUUCAGAAUGCGAGGCGAGAUUUCGACAGUCAGGCAAGCCACUAGCGAUAUUUCUCGCGGUGGAUUGGGCAGUAGGUAUGACGCAUUACCGGUUGGAAGGCCAAUCUCCAGUUAUGUCUAAGAAUUUGUCAACUCGAUGA